Messenger RNA from Amphimedon queenslandica, 1054 nucleotides. Its product is annotated as ribosomal RNA-processing protein 8-like. Gene Ontology annotation, cellular component: nucleolus. The coding region runs from base 72 to 992 and encodes 306 amino acids. Gene Ontology annotation, molecular function: methyltransferase activity. Lineage: Eukaryota; Metazoa; Porifera; Demospongiae; Haplosclerida; Niphatidae. The transcript is spliced from 2 exons. The record is from RefSeq and is a predicted model, not a curated record.
UUGCAAGUAAGUUCAGCCUCGCCCAUGUUCACGUGGACAUAUAGACACUUGAUUCUUGAAUGGUGUGAGACAUGUUCACAAAUGUGGAAUGGGACGUUGAAGAUGAUGAAAAGCUUCAUAUUAGUCUAUUUGGAAAAAAGAAGAAGAAAAUGAAAGACAAAAGCAUUAAAGUUCAUGACCACUCCUCUAUUGAUCCUUCACUGACUAAAGUUAAAAAGUUUAAACUGUCUAAGCGAUUGGCUGGUGAUAAAAGCAUAAAGGCCAAGAAAGACAAAAAGAGCGUAGAUUUUCAAAUAGUUGAAAGUCCAAGAAAGACGAAAGAAUCGAAAUCUUCAGCUUUAGCCGAUAAAGUGGCCAAGAAAAUGUCAGGUGCAAGGUUUCGCUGGAUUAACGAGAAACUCUACACAUGUACAAGCACUGACGCUGUUAAACUCUUCAGCGAAGACCCUCAUCUAUUUACCCUGUAUCACCAAGGCUUCAGAGAACAAGUCCAUCAAUGGCCUCUUAAUCCUUUGGAGAACCUCAUUGAGUAUGUAAGAGGACUACCACCUCAGACAAUAAUUGCUGAUUUUGGGUGUGGGGAAGCAAAACUGGCUCAGAGUGUACCUCAUACUGUUCAUUCUUUUGAUUUUGUGGCUGUAAAUGAGUAUGUCACACCGUGUGAUAUGUCAAAUGUUCCUCUUGAUGAUUCUAGCGUUGAUGUGGGCGUGUUCUGUCUCUCCCUCAUGGGGACUAAUCUUGUUGAUUAUUUCAUUGAGGCCAGGAGGGUAUUGAGGCUUAAAGGAACCCUCAAAGUGUACGAGAUUCAAAGUCGGCUGUCUUCCAUUGAUAGUUUUGUGUCUCAAGUUGAAUCGAUUGGUUUUAAGCUCACGGGAAAGAAAUGUCUGAACAAGCUUUUCAUUGACUUAGAAUUUAAACUGAGAAAGAAGAGUGUUCCAUGUAGCUCCUGCAAAGACAUAACUCUUAAACCAUGUCUCUACAAGCGACGCUAGAUCUAAAUAAGAUUAAUUUUAUAGAUUUUUCACUAAUAAUUUAAUUUUUUUGUAAAACAAAA